AUGGUUAGCUCCAAAAAAAGUUCUGGACAUCUAUAUAAGGCACCCGAAAUUUUAGACGGACAAACUUACAACCAGGCAUCAAAUAUUUAUUCUUUUGGAAUGCUUAUGUUUUACCUUUUGUCUGAAAAUAUAGAUAAGAAUUACUAUUCCAUUUGGAAAUUUAGAGAAUACACAUUUUAUGAUUAUUAUUUGCCAAAACCCACUUGGAAACUUAUUAAAAAAUGCACUGAUUACAAUCCAAACAAUCGUCCUGCAACUGAAGAAAUUUCAAGUUUACUUUUAUCUUGGCUUAAAAGUUUUGAUACUCAAUCUACAUCAGGAUCACUUCAUAACAACUAUAUAACUAUUAUUCAGUACAUAGAAUCUACAAUUCUAGCUAUGUCGGAUAUUUAUAUUCCAUAUGGUAAUUUUGCAAAUAUCCGAGAAAUUGGAAAUGGAGGUUACGGAACA
Cetraspora pellucida is the source of this 450-nucleotide messenger RNA. The record is from the annotation of a GenBank genome assembly. NCBI's taxonomy places the organism in Eukaryota, Fungi, Glomeromycota, Glomeromycetes, Diversisporales, Gigasporaceae.